AUGGAAGAACUGAUUCAACAACUUAAAGUAGUACAGGCAACUGCCUUCUCGCUGUACUUAAAGGCACAUAACUUUCACUGGAACGUCAAUGGUCCAGAUUUCGCACAGUAUCACGCAUUCUUAGGUACUGUAUAUGCUCAAGUGUUUGAGUCUAUUGAUGACUAUGCCGAGAAGAUUCGUUCACUAGACAGCUUCGCACCUGGUUCACUGCUACGCUUUUCCCAGCUAUCAAAGAUUCAGGAUGAAGUCAACAUUCCUACCAGCCUAGCUAUGAUUUCGAAGUUAGCUAUCGACAAUGACACCUUGAUUGAGGAACUCUAUGCUACCGAUGCGCUUUGUGAUACGCUGAACCAGCGUGGCAUUCAGAACUACAUCCAAGGCCAGAUUGAGGCCCAUGAAAAACUUCGCUGGAUGCUGAAAAGUUUCCCAAAAUAA
This is a messenger RNA of Daphnia pulex (common water flea), 435 nucleotides long. Its product is annotated as protein slr1894-like. The coding region runs from base 1 to 435 and encodes 144 amino acids. NCBI's taxonomy places the organism in Eukaryota, Metazoa, Arthropoda, Branchiopoda, Diplostraca, Daphniidae. The transcript has a single exon. Gene Ontology annotation, molecular function: ferric iron binding. The record is from RefSeq and is a predicted model, not a curated record.